AUGUCCGGGUCAACGUCCAUUCCUGAUGCCCGGUUCGGCCUCACCUCUGCCGAGAUGCAGAUGGCUGUGCAUCAGCAGCAAAUCGCCCUCCAAGGCAGCCGUGCUGGCAGCCUCGUCUCCCGGGGGAGAGGCAUGGGGAGGAAUAGCAACUCGAGCUCGCGAGCUACCAGUGCAGCCAGCGCGGCCAGCAGUCAUGGCAGGCUGCUGCUUGACCCGGAUAGCUUGCAAGCCCUCUAUUAUCAGCUUGAGAGUUUGUUAAGGGAUAUAAGGCGGAGAAUUGAUUAUUUGAAUGAACAAUCAGAACUCUCUAUUCAAAAUACCUACGAUCGAGCGGGCAAUGUCGUCGCCAAUGCCGAUGUCGAAAUUGCACGUAUGCGUCAAAUAUUGGCGAAUAUUGACGAAUUGGAAACUGAAUUCGAUAAGAUCCGACGUAUCAGAGAUAUCGUAAAGCAAUACAGAUCUAGAGUUGAGAGUCUAGACCACAGGUUGGAUCAGGCUGCCCGCAGACGACGCUGA
Messenger RNA from Paracoccidioides brasiliensis Pb18, 516 nucleotides. RefSeq lists its product as uncharacterized. The transcript has 2 exons. Gene Ontology annotation, biological process: endosome organization. Gene Ontology annotation, cellular component: BLOC-1 complex. The record is from RefSeq and is a predicted model, not a curated record. The coding region runs from base 1 to 516 and encodes 171 amino acids.